CAGGAUACAGAAAAAUAUUGAUGUGAAUAAUUUGCCAGGCUUUAACACUUUUAUAAACCCGAGUGUAGUUGGCUUUCAAAGGUCAUUUGUGGAAAUGUCUUGGACCGCUUCCUCCCUCCCCAUUGGCUAUGGCAAUUCCUGAGUCACUUGAGAAAAGUGACUCAGAAACGGGCAAUCCUCGAAGACCCAGAAGUCUGUUAGGCUUGUGGUUUAAACCACAAAUCUUCAUCAAUCAAGUGACUCAGAAACGGACAAUCCUCGAAGAUCCAGAAGUCUGUUAGGCUUGUGGUAUGUGGCUACCAGCAAAUCUUCAUCAACUAUGGGGUCAUGGAACCAACACAUCAUGAGGAAUUCCCGCUUUCUUCGUUUCAACAAACACCGGAUUUCCAACGAACUCGAUUUUCUCCUCCUGCUAGUUCUAUUUGCAAGCGUGAAAGGCUAAUAGAUGGAUAUUCCUUGUUUUUCCAUACUGUAUUUCAUUUCAAUUUGUAUGUUUGCACUAGAAGUAUGCAAGUCAGUCGAUGUGUUGAGCUCCUCUGAGACAAUUCGUGAUGGUGAUACUCUAGUGUCGCCAGGAGAAAAGUUUCAGCUAGGUUUCUUCAGCCCUGGAAACUCCAGCUACAGAUUCCUCGCAAUAUGGUACCACAACAUCCCAGAAAAGACCACUGUUUGGGUGGCAAAUGGAGAUAAUCCGGUGAAUGAUUCGUCAGGGGUUCUGAGGAUAGGUAGUGAAGGUAAACUAGUCCUUGUUGACCAAGCAGAAAGAGUCUUGUGGUCAUCGAAUAACAUGAAUGCUACUUCGCAAAGCGUAGUUGCUCAGCUCCUGGAUUCUGGAAAUCUAGUUUUGAAAGAUGACAGUGAAAAUGUCUCUGGAGACUAUCUUUGGCAGAGUUUUGAUCAUCCCUCCAACACAUUAUUGGUGGGCAUGAAGCUCGGGUGGGACCUGAGGAUGGGUUUGGAGCGGCACAUGACAUCCUGGAAGAGCGCAGAGGAUCCCUCAACGGGAGACUUCACCUUCGGUGUCGAUCUUGGAGGAUUAAUUCCCCAACUAGUCAUACGUAAGGGACGUGUCAAAUACUUCCGAAGUGGGCCUUGGAAUGGAAUACAGUUCGGUAGGAUGCCGAUGGUUCCUAAUUUGAUAUUCAUCCCCAAGUUCGUCAACAAUUCUCAAGAGGUCUACUUCACGUUCAACCAUUUCAAUGAAUCCACCAUCACGAGGUUGGUGUUGAACGCUUCAGGGAACCACCAACGGUACCUGUGGAGCGAGAAAACGCAGGAGUGGACCAUGAUUUAUAUGUUGCCAUAUGAUGCCUGUGAUGUCUACGGGAAAUGCGGAUCCAAUAGCAUGUGCACGAUCAGUAAUUCUCCAAUAUGUAGCUGCAUGAUUGGUUAUCAACCAAAGUCACAGGCAGAGUGGGAUACACUUGUGUGGAGUAGCGGGUGUGUCAGUAAGAACCCAUUUAAUUGUUCUAAAGGAGAAGGGUUUAAGAGGCUCAAAGGUGUGAAAAUGCCUGAUUUGUUGCAGUUCACGAUGAACACUAGCAUGAGCCUUAAGGAAUGUGAAUUAGAGUGCUCCAAGAACUGCUCAUGCAGGGCCUACGCGAACAUAGACGCCACUGGAGGUGGAAGUGGCUGUCUCCUAUGGUUUGGAGAUCUUCUUGACGUCAGAAUACUUAGCCGAUCUGCGAAUCAAGAUCUUUACAUUCGCGUUUCAGCCUUAGACCUCGAUUCAGUGAAUUCCAAGGGGAAAGAAUGGGUGGCAGUGGCGAUUUCCAUGGCAUUUGUCGUGCUUUCGGUGGUGCUUUUUUUCUGCAUUGUUUGGAAGAGGAAAAAACAUGCUCAAGGGAUAACGUUCCACCUUCAGGCUGAAGAUGAGAACAACUUACAGCUUCCGAUCUUUGAUAUGGUCACCAUUUUACGAGCAACUAACAACUUUUGUGAUUCAAAUAAGUUAGGAGAAGGAGGUUUUGGUCCCGUAUACAAGGGUCAGCUGUCCAAUGGGCAAGAAAUAGCAGUCAAGAGAUUGUCAGAAGACUCUCGGCAAGGUCUUAAUGAAUUUAAGAAUGAGGUCAUGUUGAUCGCGAAGCUUCAGCACCGAAAUCUUGUUAGACUUCGGGGGUGCUGUAUUGAAGAAGAGAGGAUGCUAAUCUAUGAAUACAUGCCUAAUGGGAGUCUGGACUCUUUCAUAUUUGGUAAAACAAGGGAAAAUUCUCUAGUGUGGAGAAGGCGAUUCGACAUUAUCAUAGGAAUUGUGCGGGGACUCCUAUAUCUCCAUCAAGAUUCGAGAUUGAGAAUCAUACAUAGGGAUCUCAAAGCAAGCAAUGUGUUGCUUGACAAUGAAAUGAACCCUAAAAUAUCGGAUUUUGGUGUGGCUAGAGUCUUUGGCAGAGAUCAGUCACUAGCAAAAACAAAGAGGAUAGUUGGUACUUAUGGUUACAUGGCACCAGAAUACGCAAUGGACGGGCUUUUCUCAACAAAAUCAGACGUUUUUAGCUUUGGGGUACUAUUGCUGGAAAUAAUAUGCGGAAAGAGGAAUAGAGAAUUCAAUCAUCCGGACCAUUGCUUCAAUCUUCUCGGACAUGCCUGGAAGUUGUGGCUUGAAAGGAAGGCGCCCGACUUCAUAGAUCCACAACUUCCAAAUUCUUUCGAUCUAUCGGAAGUUGUGAAAUGCAUACAAGUCGGGCUAUUAUGUGUGCAACGGCAUCCUAACGAUAGACCAAAUAUGUCAUCUGUGCUACUGAUGUUGGACAGUGAGAGUGCUUCCCUACCACAGCCCAAGCAGCCCGGUUUCUACAUUGAGAGGAGCUCUGAAAACACUGACGUUGAAAUGAGUCGAAGAGAUGGUAACUCAAAUAAGAUUACCAUAACAUUAUUAGAAGGUAGAUAGAUUGCCAAGCAUGUGCAGUCUCUCGCUUCUGCUGAGUCUUUCCAAUGCGAGAUUGCAAUGCAUCACUAACCGAGAGAUGUUCCAAGUUCACCAAAUGCGAUGUACCUAAUCAUGGAAGAAAUCAACAAGGUGAAGUUUAACGUUGGUCCGAUUCCUCCAGCUGCUAAAGCGGAUUGGUAAGAAAGACAUUUUGUAGCUGGGAAAGUGGGAAUUAACAGCCGCCCCACCCCAAACUCCGAGCAUAUACUGUGUUGGCAACAUCUAUUUCAAUACCAUGUUUUGAGUAUAGCAGUAAUAAGAAAAGAGUCUUAAUAAAUGAAAUGCUCGAUUAUAUUCAUACCGAAUGAUGUUACAAUCAUAUGAUACAAGUUUUCAAAAAAGGAAAUAACUUCUUGCA
Eucalyptus grandis is the source of this 3284-nucleotide messenger RNA. Its product is annotated as G-type lectin S-receptor-like serine/threonine-protein kinase At4g27290. Gene Ontology annotation, molecular function: protein serine/threonine kinase activity; ATP binding. The transcript is spliced from 7 exons. Bases 446 to 2887 code for a protein of 813 amino acids. Lineage: Eukaryota; Viridiplantae; Streptophyta; Magnoliopsida; Myrtales; Myrtaceae. Gene Ontology annotation, biological process: protein phosphorylation; recognition of pollen. The record is from RefSeq and is a predicted model, not a curated record.